Messenger RNA from Aspergillus campestris IBT 28561, 1163 nucleotides. RefSeq names its product DUF866 domain protein. Gene Ontology annotation, cellular component: spliceosomal complex. Gene Ontology annotation, molecular function: zinc ion binding; RNA binding. Gene Ontology annotation, biological process: spliceosomal snRNP assembly. NCBI's taxonomy places the organism in Eukaryota, Fungi, Ascomycota, Eurotiomycetes, Eurotiales, Aspergillaceae. The record is from RefSeq and is a predicted model, not a curated record. Bases 1 to 729 code for a protein of 242 amino acids. The transcript is spliced from 8 exons.
AUGCUCUCCCUCGUUCUCUCCGCCGAGCUCUCCGGAGUAACCGAUCUUCGUCCCAAGGACACCGAGGAGGAGCCGUACUACUAUACCUUCAAGGUGCAAUGUACAUCCUGUCGCGAGACGCACCCGAACUGGGUCAGCUUCAACCGGUUUGAGACGAAUGAAAUCCCAGGAAGUCGAGGCGAGGCGAACUUCGUUUGGAAGUGCAAGAUGUGCCAGAAAACCCACUCCGCCUCCAUCGUGGCCGGUCCGCACAGCUACGAGGCGAACGACCAGCGCAAAGGCACUAAGGUGAUUGACCUUGAUUGCCGUGGGUUGGAGUUUACCGAGUUUAAGGCAGAUGGCGACUGGGAAGCGAAGGGCAUCGAGUCUGGCUCCCCGUUCAGUGGGAUUGAUCUGUCCGAGGAGGAGUGGUAUGACUACGAUGAGAAGGCUGGGGAUGAGGUCUCCAUUAAGGAGAUUAGCUGGACGUUCCAACCCCUCAACCCCCGGCCUUUCCUGCAGGCUAGGGUCGGUACCGAGCUUAUCAUCCGUCUCAAAUGGGGCCAAACCGAGUACAAGGGCACGCUCGAGAGCAUUGACUCCUACAUGAACGUACUGCUGAGAGAUACGGAGGAAUUCAUUGAUGGCAAGCCUACUGGCACGCUGGGAUUGGUGCUGAUCAGGUGCAACAACAUCCUCUGGAUGGGCUCGGCAGAAAACGUGGAGAUGACGGACCUGGGGUUACGAUAAAGGAGGAACGAUCGGACGUUCGAUUACGGAACCGCGUGAGGGUGCAGAUACCAUAUACCCGCUGACUUCUCUCGACGAACAAAAAGAUAUAUGUGUGGAUUAAGCAACAACGCAGACAGCGCUGGAGUUAUCGCAAGGGCGUCACCAACCGGCUAUCGCAAACCAUUUCUUUUCUUGUAUCUGUUUCAAAACAUGGCUUCUGUGUGUCGGUCUGGGGACAAGGGGCGCUCAGACCUUGCAGGGCAAAUUGCGAAUGUUCUGGCUUGACGUGUGACUUGGAGAAGGGAGCGAAUGUUUUACCAUGCUUGGUCUUCUUGAACGGUUCUGGCUGGGUUCCUAGCCAUGAUUGCUGCCUCUUCCUGCAGGCGACAUCUCAUAUGUCUCAAUUUCUUAUCUCCGAAGGGACUUAGUCACCUAAUCCGAUUAGAAUUCGU